AUGGCCUCGGCACAGCAGCGUGCGCACCGUCGUCAGCAUUCUCCGGCUUCGUUUUGUCUCUCCCUUGAUGUCGUGGGACCGUUUGUGCGUGUGGCAGAUGAUGUCUCGCAUAAGCGUCGGUAUGCACUGGUAGGUGUCCUCGUGGUCCCUGUCGAUGCGCAGGGUAAACCAGUUUUGGGUGAAGACCAAGAGCAGGCUUCGGGUGAGGAUAAGGAUGCUUGCGUGCGGGAUGUUGAUCCUGACUUCGAGGAGCUUCAGAAGGACGUUGAUGAGUGGUUCGGUGCUCUUGCGGAUGAUGCUUCCGAAGUCUAUGAGGGUCCUGAAGCCCUUUCGGAAGGCGAAAACUUGGAAGCUGAGGUCCCGCUGGAAGGUGAACGAUUGGACGCUCCAGAGGUUGGAGGUCCUGAGGAUGCGCGGGCUAAGCAGCAAUCCGAUUAUGAAAAGGAGGCUGAGGGCAUGGCGUGGAGAGAAGUUGUUUUUGUGGAGCUGUUGGAUCGUAAGACCCCGCAAAGCGUGUGCUUGGCGGUUGGCCGUAUUCAUGCUCAACUUGUGGAGCUUGGCUUUCCAUUAGCUCGCAUUCAUGCUGACGCUGGUACUGAGUUUACUGAUGAGCGUCUGCGGGAGUAUGCUGCGUCUCGCGGUAUCCUCCUUACACUCGCCCCUCCCACCGAGCAUGACAGUAACGGUAGAGUUGAGAACGUCGUCAAAAGACUCAAAGUCCAAGUACGAGUGUAUUUGCAGCUGGUGGGUAAUGAUACAUCUAAGUGGGCCCUGGCCUUUCGUGCGGCGGCCGCCGCAUGGCGAGCCGAUACCUUGAGGAAGUUUGGUAUGGCGGUUAAACCGAUAGUGCCGUUCGGCACCCGGACCCAGGUUUUGGUUCGACACUGGCUCAGGCGUCGGCAGCGAGAAUGGCAUAUGCGUGCUACUCCGGCUGUCGUUUUGGCACCGGCCACGUAUGUGAGACAAGGCUAUGUCGUCAAAGUAGGCAACAAGCUUUCUGUCGUUAGUAAACUUCACUUUGGCGAAGAAUCGGAUUUGCAACUUUUCGUUGGCAAGGGCUUACCUCCGAUUGCCGAGCCCGGGGCCGUGAGACGGCGCAUGCGUGGCAAGGUAACUCCCUCUCCUGCAUUUCGGAUUUGGGGUAAGCGGUCUUUGCGAGCUUUGCGCGAGAGACCGGGGCCAGGGAUUGAUGAGGAUGCUCAGGCGGCCCGGUUGGCAGAACAGGCCGUGGUGCACAAGGACACGUCGAACGAUUAUGAGUCGCGUUCCGGUUUGGUGCCUUUGCAGGUUCCGGAGCGCGGUGAAGUUGAGGUUGUGUUGAGUUGCGUGAAGCUUGGUUGUGAUGUCGACGUGAGCUUGGUUGAUAGCGUUCAGGCGGUCUCGGACAUGAGUUUGGCUGUGCGUGAUAAGGGUGCGGUGGAUCUUGGCUUGACCUUGGAUGAUAACUUGGUUGAAGCGUCGUGCCCCAUGGAUGAGGCUACCUUGAGUUGUCUUGGUGACCAAACUUCUGCUCAAGUGGAUGGCACUGGGAGUCAUGUUGAUGGUCCUUGCGCUUGGUUGCUGAGUGGUGAAACUUUUGAUGCAGCUGACCGUCAGGAUCAAGAGGAUGAUGCUGCUAGCGUGUGUAGUUGGCAUACCGCGUCUGAAGGUGAAGUUGAGCAAGCUCCAUGGGACUUGUCAGAGCUGACGGCUCACAUUGAGGAGCUUGAUCGUGCUCAGUUGAGGUUGAGCGGGUUCGCUGAGGACCGUUUGGCGCGUUGGCUUGAGCAUGCAGGUGGGAGUGAGGCCGUUGAUACUUUAGGCGAUACGGACUUGGCUGAGGUCCAAGGGGCAUGGGAUAGAGUCCACGAGCUUCGCGAGGAACUGAAAGCUCUAACUGCGGUUGAGGUGUCCACGCGUGCGUCUGAGGAUGAUGGUACAGACACGGUGCUGCAGACCCGAACUGUAUCUCUACCGGAGGUCCUGGCGAACUGGGAAGUUUGGGAGCAUCCUGCAAACAAGGAGAUUUCGGCCUUGGUGGAUGAGAAGCGCGCCUUGAUUCCAGUUGAUUGGAAACAAGUGCAGCGGUGGAAAGACUCUGGAAAACGAGUAAUCACCAUCCCUGCUAAGGCUGUGUGGACAAUUAAGGCUCCGGAUGGUCGGCAUAAAUGUCGAAUAGUGGCGUGUGGAAACAUGGCACCCUCGAAGGAUGAAAGUCGGCAGGAUCACAAGGAUGCUGUGUUUGCCUCUUCCCUUGAUGUCACACACCUUCGAUGUGCCUUGGCAGUAGCUGCGAGACGUUCCUAUGAGAUAGCCAUCACUGACAUUAGGACCGCAUUUCUUAAUGCGGAGCUUUUACCGAGGGCGAGGGCCAAGGCGGAGCAAGCCGCUGCGGCGGCUGCGCAGGGAGAGAGCGUACCAAUCGAUGAAAUCGUGAUCUUAAUCCCUCCGCGUUGUUUGGUGCAGCGGGGCUUAGUCGGCAAAAACACCCUUUGGCAGGUGGCCAAGGCGAUUUACGGACUUGACACUAGUCCUAGAGACUGGAGCCUGAGUCGAGAUUUCUCGCUGAGGCGGGUAGUCGUGAAGUAUAAAGAUCAGGAGCUCAGAUUGUUUCAAUCGUUUGCGGACCCCAAUCUCUGGCUUAUCGCCGAGAGCGAACCGGAGUCGUACAUUAAAGACCUUGCGGAUCGUUACUCCCAUGAGCUUCAGAAGGUUAAGCAUUGCGGGACCCCGUUGGGACCAGGGGUAAUGGAGCCGGAAGCAGUGGAGAACAUUGACAGCAGUGUACUUCGUAAGUGUCAGCGUUUGAUUGGCGAAAUCCUGUGGGUCAGUGUGCGUACGCGUCCAGAUGUGUCGUUUUCGAUAUCCAAACUUGCGCAGUGGAUGAAUCGUGACCCGUCCAGAACUUACCAACUGGGGUUGCAUGUGCUUGCUUACCUGGUUGAUUCUGCGAAUGUUGGAUUGGUGUACUUGUGUUCUGAUCCGAGCGGCCCAAGACCGGGACGAAAGGAGGUUGGAUGUAACAACCUGCUGGAAGUGCUCACGGACAGUUCAUUUGCACCGGCUUACAUGACUCAAAGCUCAUGUGAGACUGAGCUCUUAGCAACGGCUACAGGAUGUUGCUUUGCACAGGCUCAUGUCUACCUCUUGGCGGAAUUGGCACAGAAAGUCGUUGAGAAUCAAAGCUCGCACGAUGCGCGAGCGGUACCAAGCCUUUGGGAGCUCAACGCGUAA
Molecule: messenger RNA, 3213 nt
Organism: Symbiodinium sp. CCMP2592
Lineage: Eukaryota; Dinophyceae; Suessiales; Symbiodiniaceae
Source: the annotation of a GenBank genome assembly